Messenger RNA from Tribolium castaneum (red flour beetle), 2082 nucleotides. It is a transcript of the gene T48, whose product is annotated as Transcript 48. The transcript has 4 exons. The record is from RefSeq and is a predicted model, not a curated record. Lineage: Eukaryota; Metazoa; Arthropoda; Insecta; Coleoptera; Tenebrionidae. The coding region runs from base 738 to 1781 and encodes 347 amino acids.
UGCGCACGCGUUUCUUAAAUUUGACAACUGUCAUUUCGAAAUUAGUUCUAAAAUCUUCUAAAAAAAAGACUACAUUUGAGUAGAAACUGUCUUAAGUAACUUAAAGCUGCAACGUGGUGCACGUAAAUAUUGUGUUUUUGCAAACCGAGCUGGUGUUUCUUUGUAAAGUGUUGGUAGUUCGUUGGUACCUAUUUUUGUGACCUGCACCCCCCCAUUUCGAGAAGAAUUUUCUAACCGCACAUUCGGACUUAAAAGGGACCGUUUCAGAAAUUCUUUAAAAAUCAAUAACUGGUGGCAAUAUGAUAACGAAGUCCAUCUUAUAACACUGAGGCCCGCAUCUUAUAACAACAUCCAGUCUGCCGAAAAAAUUCUCUCAUGCUCCAACAAUGCAAUAAAACCAAAACACGUCUUACACUAUUUUGUCAAUUUUGAAAAUUAAUCUUAAUUGUCUUGAAAAUCGGGGUCCUAGGUCAAUGCCAAUAACUUGAAAAAAACACAAUUACGUGGCUAAUCCGAGCAAUUAUAGUACAAAUCUAGCAAAAGGCCCCAGGAGGCCUACAAGCAACAGGUUCUUUUGUUGUGUUCACGUGAUCGGAGGUACCCGGAGUUGUAGCGUGUCCUCCGAAGUGAAGUGAAUUAGUAGCUGUUGAGCAGUGGGUGAUGCAAGUUGUGUUGGUGCUGUGCUCGGAAUGGUUCCGUGGUAGUGCGAGAGUGACUUAGAAUGGUACUGCUAAAACAUGUUUGUUGUGCUUUUGAUUUUUGUGCUUUUUCAACUGGUGGAAUCUUCAGGGAUUAGCAACGAAACAGGAUGUUUCUCUGAACCUCAAUGCCUGAAAUGUGGCCCCAAAGGAUGUAUCAAAUGUCCCAAUUUGAUCGUGCAUCCGUCCCGUCGGUGUGUUACCACGUGUCCGUACGGCCACCAGCCCAGAUGGAGCACCCGUCUCGAUUAUAUGGGUCGCAUAUGCGUCCAUAACGGCAACUUCCUGGGUCUCCCAUCGGAAACCGCAACCGUCCUCACCGGAGUCAUUGCCGGAACAGUAUUAUGCGCCAUUCUGAUUGGCUCAGCUGUGAUCUAUCUUAGAAUUAGACGAAAACACCUGCCGCAAAAUAUUGACGCCGGCUCGGAUUUGGACGAUUCGCCCGAAAGACGAGACUUCCUCAAACAGCUGGAAACGUUGAAGCCCUACGCGCAAACUUACCUCGAUAUGUUGAAUGAUACGAGGCGACAGGUGCGGGAGCUGCACAGGACGGGAGAUACACACGCUCUCGCCGCCUACAAGCCCGUCCUCCGCGACUUGGCAAAAAUCCUUCUCCUCCUCAACCGCAAAUCGGACCGUGUGGCAGUCCCUGACGACUGGGAGCACCUCUUCAACUGGGCCGAAAAGGCCCUCAAACGCUACAAGCGAAUGAGCGACGUCUCGCAGCCCCAAGUCGCCCAACUAAUCAACUUCCUGCAGGGCCCUGUAUUACCAACGCAGGACACCGACAGCAGGAACAGCACCACAAUGUCCACCUUCAAACCCGACCAAGUGUUUGGGUCUUCUCUAAGUCUGCAAAGUGCGGCAAUAAAGAAUUUUAAUAGUAAUUAUGAUUCUGCACUUCAUGCCACUCUGAAUCCGCAGUGGAAGUUCGAGUAUUCGCUCGUUAAUUCGCCCACGUCGGAGUUCAAUCCGGCGGUUUGGAAGAACAGUAAAGAGUACCUUAACAGUUCGUUGUUCUUGGACGAUGAUUUCUGCCAAUUGGGUUUCAGGCCUCAGGAUGAGAUUACAACUGAAUUGUGACGACAAUUUCGAUUUUUGGCGUCACUGUUAAACCAAAUUCUAUUACUAGUCAUGUAUUUUUUACCUUGUAUGUUAAGUGGAAUUUAUAGUUUUAAGUGAACCCAGUGUACAUUUUUUAAUGUAAAUUGAUUAACUUUGAUUUGAUCGCAAUUUUUGGGAUUGUGUUUUAAGAUAUGCAAAGGUUAAAUGAAUGUAGCGCGUGUCGCAAAUAUUGGUACAAUUUGCAUAUCUUUUAAUCUAUCUCCGAGUUGUUAGGAGUAAAAUAAUUGAUUAUUUAAAUAAAAUUAUUUAUGUAGGAAAA